Molecule: messenger RNA, 1755 nt
Organism: Daphnia pulicaria
Lineage: Eukaryota; Metazoa; Arthropoda; Branchiopoda; Diplostraca; Daphniidae
Gene: DNApol-epsilon58
Product: DNA polymerase epsilon subunit 2-like
Exons: 11
Coding region: 115-1686 (523 amino acids)
Biological process (GO): error-prone translesion synthesis; DNA-templated DNA replication
Cellular component (GO): epsilon DNA polymerase complex
Molecular function (GO): DNA binding
Source: RefSeq, a predicted model, not a curated record
UUUAUUUAUGGGGUUGUUCUUGACUUCUGGCAAAGCAGAACAAAACAGAUUCGGCGGGAAACAUAUCAACUGUGACGAUUAACACCGGACACGGUGAAAUUACUAGUUCUGAAAAUGAAUAGUCGAUUUAAAAACGAUAUAGUUAUGACCUUCAAACUGAACGGCCUGACAGUUAGAUCGGAAGCUACCAAAUAUAUUAUUGGUUUGCUUACACCCUUACACAAAGAUGAGCAAGUUCAAUGGCUUGAGAAGUUGAUUGAUGUGAUACAAAAACAAGGUCUGUUGAACAGCACAACUGUUGAAAAAUCUCAUGUUGAAAGAGCUGCUAAGGAGUGUUGCCAAAAUGAGUUUGAUGAAACAACAGUUUUAUUAAAUGUAAUAUCUGCUUUUGAUGUUCCCAAAUUUGUCUACAACACUGAAAGAAAGAAGUACCUUUCUUUUGAUGCACCUCAUUCCAUAAACUUGUUUGGUGAUCCAAGAGAUAAGUCUGAAAUGUUUCGCCAUCGAUAUGCCAUUCUCCAUCAAAGGACUUCUCGUCAUAGUCUUUUCACUCCAUCUGUGUUAGGGUCAGGUUCAACUGCUUCUCAAAAUAAAUAUCAACUGCAACCAAUUGAAUAUUUGCUGGGAAUGUCAACUAAACUUACCAAUCUUGUGGUACUUGGAAUGUUAACUUAUUUAACAGAGGGCAAACUGCAUUUAGAAGACAUGACUGGAUCUGUGCCUAUCUCAUUGAAAGAUACUAAUUUCCAUGGUGGACUCUUUACUGAAAACUGCUUUGUUCUGGGACAAGGCUAUUUCCAAGAUGGAGUAUUUCACAUUGAACAUUUGGGGAUGCCUCCACCUGAACCAGCUAAAAUCACUAGAACUUAUUUUGGAAACACAAACUUUUUUGGUGGUUCAAGUACAUCAACUUUAAAAGUUUCUGUCAAACUAAAAGCGAUAGAAGAACAAAAUCCGGAUGCUAUGAUGGUUUUUCUUUCUGAUGUGUGGCUGGAUCAAACUAGAGUUAUGGAGAAGUUACGAAUACUUUUCGCUGGGUACUGUGAAGAUCCACCAAUAUGCUUUGUGUUAAUGGGCAAUUUUCUAUCGGGCACUACGUGCAACACUUCUUCUGGUCACUUGCGCCAGUUAUUUAAAUCGCUCGCUGAAAUGAUAAAAGAAUUUCCUAAUCUCGUUGAGCAAACGCGCUUUAUUUUUGUUCCGGGGCCAUCUGAUUCAGGAUUUUGUAAUAUAUUGCCCAGGCCUCCUCUUGCGGAAGUGAUCCGGGCAGAAUUUGUGCAAAGAAUUCCAAGUGGUAUAUUUACUACCAAUCCUUGUCGAAUUCAAUAUGGAACAAAAGAAAUUGUAGUUCUGCGCGAAGAUAUUUUGACUAAAAUGUGUCGCAAUGCUAUUAAUUUCCCUUCUGAUGAUAUUCCCCAACAGUUUGCGAAAACGUUGACAUCGCAGGGACACUUGUGUCCUCUUCCUGGGGAGAUCUGCCCUGUCUAUUGGCCAUACGAUCAUGCACUGUAUCUGUAUCCCUUACCUGAUGUGGUGGUUGUUGGUGAUCGUCUUGGUGGUUUCACAGCUCAAAAUAUGGAUUGCGUCAUUUUUAACCCAGGACCAUUUUCCCGCAACAACUUCAAUUUCAAAGUGUACAUCCCAAUACGGUCCCAAGUGGAAGACAGUGAAAUCGGUGAUACUUAAAUAAAUAUGCAUUGCCUGAAAUUCAAAUGCUACGGAUUUUUUCAAAUAAAAAUAGAAUGAUAUCUUUUA